Messenger RNA from Scleropages formosus (Asian bonytongue), 5463 nucleotides. It is a transcript of the gene unc13bb, whose product is annotated as unc-13 homolog Bb (C. elegans). The record is from RefSeq and is a predicted model, not a curated record. Gene Ontology annotation, molecular function: phospholipid binding; syntaxin-1 binding; calmodulin binding. Gene Ontology annotation, biological process: synaptic vesicle priming; synaptic transmission, glutamatergic; dense core granule priming. The coding region runs from base 268 to 5010 and encodes 1580 amino acids. Lineage: Eukaryota; Metazoa; Chordata; Actinopteri; Osteoglossiformes; Osteoglossidae. Gene Ontology annotation, cellular component: presynaptic membrane; synaptic vesicle membrane; presynaptic active zone cytoplasmic component. The transcript is spliced from 39 exons.
UCGCGGCGGCUCCGCUCCGCUCGCGGCGCUUUUGCCCCCUCGCGCCGUUUCGCUCUUUCUCGCGGUCCCCGUGGAGCGGAGGGAAUGUUGCGGAGGCCGUGAAAAGUGGAAGCAGCUCAACUAUCGCGCCCUGCCUGCGCGGAUGGAACAGCGUGUCCGAGUGGGAUCACUUAUUAAUAUUUUCCGAAUCCGAUUCCGACGACGAGUCGACGUUCCAUUUGAAUUUCAACUCUUUGAAGUGUAACGAAAAAACAGCGGCAGCUUGCGAUGUCUCUGCUCUGCGUGAGAGUGAAGAAAGCCAAGCUUCAAGGACCCCCAGAUAAAUUUAAUUCAUAUGUGACUCUGAAGGUUCAGAACGUCAAAAGUACAACCAUCACGGUACGUGGAGAUCAGCCAUGUUGGGAGCAAGACUUCAUGUUCGAAAUCAAUCGCCUUGACCUGGGACUGACCGUGGAAGUGUGGAACAAAGGAUUGAUCUGGGACACCAUGGUGGGCACAGCCUGGAUCCCCCUGAAAAGCAUCCGUCAGUCGGAUGAGGAGGGUCCUGGUCAAUGGACUUUCCUGGAUGCCGAGGUGCUGAUGAAGGCCGACGAGAUCUGUGGAACCAAGAAUCCCACUCCCCAUCAAGUCCUUCUGGACACACGCUUUGAGUUGCCCUUCGACAUCCCAGAAGACGAAGCUCGCUACUGGACCGGCAAACUGGAACGCCUCAACACAAUGGGGAUACAUGAUGAGUACCCGUUGCAAGACGAAGUCCAAGGAGGACCACUGGCUUCAGCCGCCUCCCAGUGUUCCCUAGAUGACCAUGACAGCGCUGUGGAUGACCGUGACAGUGACUACCGCAGUGAGGCCAGCAGCAGUCUGCCCCCCCGCUAUCACACUACAGCCCAGCCUAACUCGUCUAUGCACCAGUACCCUAUGGGGUCCCUGAAAGACCGUCAGAUAGAUUUGAGGGAGUCCUGCACAGAUUCUGUGCGGAGCUACGACAUGGACUUCCAGGAACACCGUGGGGCCAGCCCGGUGGACAGCAAUCACUCGGACUCCUCUGGGGACCUCAGUCAAGCUAGCUCUCAGCUCAGCGAAGUAGCUCAUGUCGGUGCUCCUGCGCUGGAGAUCGAGGAACGGCGUGUCCUGCAAUCCUACCACUCGUACCACAGCUCUGGCAGCUAUUGCCCUCCCGGCAGCCAUGUGUCCUGCGAGGAGGAUGGGCUGCAGUCUGGCCAAGGACAGAAGAGCACCAUUUACAAUAACAGAACUACCCCAGUGCCAUGUGUUGCAAGCACAGUGAAGUCUGAGAAACCAGUGAAAAGUUUUGCGGCGGGUGAAUGUCCACCCUUUUCACCGUCAAGGAUUCGUUGGCUGAAGGCUAUCAACAGAGUUCGUAUUCAGCUGCAGGAGCAGAGGGAAAACGAAGACGGUGGGAAGCAGGUUUGGACCAAACCCGGCGAUGGGAGCGGUCUCUUCGGAAUUGACAGCAUGCCCGACCUCCGCAAGAAGAGACCUGUUCCACUUGUCAGUGACCUGUCUUUGGUGCAGUCCAGGAAGGCUGGGAUCACUUCUGCUAUGGCUACGCGCUCAUUCAUCAAGGAUGAGGAGCUGAAGAACCAUGUCUACAAGAAGACCCUCCAAGCCUUGAUCUACCCUAUCUCCUGCACCACACCACACAAUUUCGAAGUAUGGACAGCUACCACACCAACCUACUGCUAUGAGUGUGAGGGGCUACUGUGGGGCAUUGCACGCCAAGGCAUGCGCUGCACUGAGUGUGGCGUCAAGUGUCAUGAGAAGUGCCAAGACCUUCUCAAUGCCGACUGCUUACAGCGAGCUGCAGAAAAGAGCUCCAAACAUGGGGCUGAAGAUCGCACUCAGAAUAUCAUCAUGGCUAUGAAGGACCGCAUGAAGAUACGUGAGAGGAACAAGCCUGAGGUCUUUGAGAUGAUCCGGGAUGUGUUUGCCAUCAGCAAGGUCAUCCAUGCCCAGCAGAUGAAGACAGUUAAGCAGAGUGUGCUAGAUGGGACCUCCAAGUGGUCUGCCAAGAUUAAUAUCACAGUACUGUGUGCACAGGGACUGCAGGCCAAAGACAAGACCGGCUCUAGUGACCCCUAUGUUACAGUCCAGGUGGGCAAAACCAAGAAGAGGACAAAGACCAUCUAUGGCAAUCUGAACCCGGUCUGGGAGGAAAAGUUCCACUUUGAGUGCCACAACUCUUCGGACCGCAUCAAGGUCCGCGUGUGGGAUGAGGAUGAUGACAUCAAGUCCCGUGUGAAGCAGCGACUGAAGCGAGAGUCAGACGACUUUCUCGGUCAGAGCAUUAUUGAGGUUCGCACGCUGAGCGGGGAAAUGGACGUCUGGUACAACCUGGAGAAGAGAACAGACAAGUCGGCAGUAUCCGGGGCCAUCCGGCUACAGAUCAGUGUUGAGAUCAAAGGGGAGGAGAAGGUGGCACCCUACCAUGUUCAGUACACAUGCCUGCAUGAGAACCUGUUCCACCACUUGACGGACGUUUUGGGCCAGGGCGUGGUCAAGAUUCCAGAUGCUCGUGGGGAUGAUUCGUGGAAGGUGUACUUUGAUGAUGUGGCCCAGGAGAUCGUGGAUGAGUUUGCAAUGCGUUAUGGCAUUGAGUCCAUCUACCAGGCUAUGACACACUUUGCCUGCCUUUCCUCCAAGUACAUGUGUCCUGGGGUUCCGGCAGUGAUGAGCACCCUGCUUGCCAACAUCAACGCAUUUUAUGCCCAUACCACGGCCUCGACGAAUGUGUCUGCCAGUGACCGCUUUGCGGCAUCCAAUUUUGGGAAAGAACGCUUUGUUAAACUUUUGGAUCAGUUGCACAAUUCUCUGCGCAUUGACCUCUCCACUUACCGUAACAACUUUCCUGCCAGCAGUAAGGAGCGCUUACAGGACCUCAAGUCCACUGUGGACCUCUUGACGAGCAUUACCUUCUUCAGAAUGAAGGUUCAGGAGCUACAGAGUCCCCCAAGAGCUAGCCAGGUUGUGCGGGACUGUGUGAAGGCCUGUCUGAACUCUACCUAUGAGUACAUCUUCAGCAACUGCCAGGAACUGUACACAUGCCAGUAUCAGCCAGCGGCUCAUGAGAAAGAGCUGCCCAUUGAAGAACAGGGCCCCAGCAUCAGGAAUCUGGAUUUCUGGCCCAAACUCAUCACCCUGAUUGUGUCAAUCAUUGAGGAGGACAAGAAUUCCUAUACCCUGGUGCUCAAUCAGUUCCCUCAGGAACUCAAUGUAGGAAAGGUUUCUGCAGAAGUCAUGUGGACUCUGUUUGCUCAAGACAUGAAGUAUGCUAUGGAAGAGCACGAGAAACACAGACUGUGCAAGAGCGCCGACUAUAUGAACCUGCACUUCAAGGUGAAGUGGCUCUACAACGAAUAUGUGAAGGACCUCCCUGCGUUCAAAGGGCUUGUUCCAGAGUACCCAUCGUGGUUCUUACAGUUUGUGUUGCAAUGGCUCGAUGAGAAUGAGGACGUCUCCAUGGAGUUCAUGCAUGGGGCCCUUGAAAGAGACAAGAAGGAUGGUUUUCAGCAAACGUCCGAGCACGCACUCUUCUCCUGUUCUGUGGUGGACGUCUUUACGCAGCUCAAUCAGAGCUUUGAGAUCAUUAAGAAGCUGGACUGUCCCGACCCGAAGGUCAUGGCACAAUACAGCCGCCGCUUUGCCAAGACCAUCACCAAGGUUCUGCUCCAGUACUGUGCCAUCCUGACCAAGAGCUUCGCCACAUACUGUGACAAGGAAAAAAUACCCUGUGUCCUCAUGAACAACGUGCAGCAGCUCCGUGUCCAGCUGGAGAAGAUGUUUGAGUCUAUGGGUGCCAAACAGCUGGACCCUGAGGCCAGCGACCUCCUGAAUGAGCUGCAGGUGAAGCUGAACAAUGUGCUGGAUGAGCUGAGUGCCACUUUUGGAAACAGCUUCCAAGGCCGGAUCGAUGAUUGUCUGAGGCAGAUGGCAGAGCUCUUAUACCAGGUGAAGGGCCCCGUUAAUGCCAAUAGCCGCAACACGGCGGAGGCCGAUUCGGACAAUGUGCUUCGGCCUCUCAUGGACUUCCUGGAUGGAAACCUGAUGUUGUUUGCCACUGUGUGUGAGAAGACUGUACUAAAGCGUGUGCUGAAGGACCUGUGGAGGAUUGUUAUGAAGAGCCUGGAGAAGACUAUUGUGCUGCCCCAGAGCAGUGAUACCUCAGGAGCCCAGAUAAUUCUCUCAGCAGCAAAAGAGUUAGGUCACCUUUCAAAACUGAAGGAUCACAUGGUUUCCGGAGAGGCUAAAAGCCUGACCCCAAAGCAGUGUGCAGUCAUGGAUGUGGCACUGGACACGAUAAAGCAAUACUUCCAUGCCGGAGGGAAUGGGCUGAAAAAGUCCUUCCUGGAGAAGAGUCCGGAGCUUUCUUCCCUGCGCUAUGCACUCUCCCUCUACACCCAGACCACCGAUGCCCUGAUAAGGACCUUUGUCACCACACAGCAUGCCCAGGGUUCAGGAGUGGACAAGCCAGUGGGCGAGGUCUCUGUACAGGUGGAUCUUUUCACUCACCCUGGUACUGGCGAACAUAAGGUUACAGUGAAAGUUGUGGCAGCCAACGACCUGAAGUGGCAGACUUCUGGCAUGUUCCGCCCUUUUGUGGAGGUCAACAUUAUAGGGCCCCACCUUAGCGAUAAAAAACGAAAGUUCACCACGAAGUCCAAGAACAACAGCUGGGCGCCUAAGUUCAACGAGACCUUCCAUUUCAUUCUGGGCAACGAGGAUGGGCCACAAUGCUACGAGCUGCAGGUGUGCGUGAAGGACUACUGCUUUGGCCGGGCAGACCGCGUCGUGGGCAUCGCCGUCAUGCAGCUGCGCGAUGUGGCUGAGCGGGGGAGCUGUGCCUGCUGGUGUCCCCUGGGCCGGCGACUGCACAUGGACGACACGGGCCAGACGGUGCUGCGCAUCCUCUCCCAGCGUACCAACGAUGAGGUGGCCAAGGAGUUCGUGAAGCUCAAGUCUGAGAUGCGCUCGGCCGAGGAGGGCCGGUGAGGGGCGAACCGGAAGGGGAGGCGCCGUUAAACGCCUGUGGGAGUCCGUGGAAGGACGAAGGCCACCAAGCAGAACCUGGCGGGUACAAGUUGAACCCGAAAGGGGGACGCAUCCAUCUUCUGUACUGCCGCUGUCUGCAUUGGCUCUGAGCUGCUCGUCGCACUCGGGCCGACUUUGCUCCUGCCUUACAAACACACACGUGCACAGACACGCUUGCAUUCUGUCGUCUGACACAUAAGUUCUUCGUUCACGUCUAUCUUGCCAAGCACCUACAGUACUUGUUUGUGUCGACUGUUCCCAACUGUGCACGUGUUUUCUUGUUCAUGCCUUACACCUACCUACAUGUGGUAAACAUGUGAUGUUGGACAUUGACUGUGCUGCUCAGUGGUAAACAGUAGAGAUCUUUGUGUGACUGAAUUCCCUCGUUUUGUUGUCACGAUACGUGUGUAAUAU